GAGACGUGGCUCGAGAGCCGAAGUUGGAAUCCUUGCCAAGUCCUACAUUGAUCAAGGAAGGCUUAUUCCAGAUGACAUCAUGACACGGCUGAUGCUGAAUGAGCUAAAAGGUCUAGAUCGGUACAACUGGCUGCUGGAUGGUUUCCCUAGAACAGUUGCUCAGGCACAAGCCCUGGAUAAAGAAUGUCAAAUAGACACUGUGAUUGACCUAGACGUACCAUUUGAAACCAUAAAAUGUCGUCUCACUGCUCGGUGGAUCCACCCUGCUAGUGGCAGAGUCUACAACCUUGAAUUCAGUCCUCCCAAAGUGCAGGGCAUUGAUGACAUUACUGGAGAGCCCCUUGUUCAACGAGAUGAUGAUAAGCCAGAGACGGUUACCAAGAGGCUGCAGGCUUAUGAUGCACAAACAAAACCUGUUCUAGAAUACUAUCGGGAAAAAGGGCUGUUGAAAUCCUUCUCUGGAACAGAAACUAAUAAAAUCUGGCCACAUAUCUAUACUUUCCUCCAAACCAAGUUGCCGGAUGUGAGCCAGAAAGAUGCUGCCCCUCCCAGGUGAAAUUAGGUCUAACUUCUGCUCACUGGUCAUAGCACACAAACGAUUACGCAAGAUUCAGCAAUCAAGGAUUACUCUUAAGUAGUGUACCAGACUGAUCAAUAAUUAAAGUCUACUGUUGUCCAUAAAUUACGUUAUGAUAAAACCA
Meleagris gallopavo (turkey) is the source of this 701-nucleotide messenger RNA. RefSeq names its product adenylate kinase 3 (gene AK3). Gene Ontology annotation, cellular component: mitochondrion. Lineage: Eukaryota; Metazoa; Chordata; Aves; Galliformes; Phasianidae. Gene Ontology annotation, molecular function: ATP binding; AMP kinase activity. Gene Ontology annotation, biological process: nucleobase-containing compound metabolic process. The record is from RefSeq and is a predicted model, not a curated record.